Messenger RNA from Bicyclus anynana (squinting bush brown), 4314 nucleotides. RefSeq lists its product as uncharacterized. Lineage: Eukaryota; Metazoa; Arthropoda; Insecta; Lepidoptera; Nymphalidae. The transcript has 2 exons. The coding region runs from base 80 to 4024 and encodes 1314 amino acids. The record is from RefSeq and is a predicted model, not a curated record.
GACCUCAAAGUAAUACCAUUAAGUUUCCUGACUUUCUAAGAGCAUUAAUCAUUCUCUGCUCAUCACCAACCUGAUAAAAAUGGAAAAUACAAGUGAAGUUUGUGUAAGCGCAUUCUUUGACUCGGUUGAAAAUGAAAUGUGUGAAAUAUCUGAGAACUAUGAAAAACUCAACGAAGAUUGUGUUAGUAUUUUUUUCAACUCGUCGAAUGAUUCAGAACUCACCGAAAUCAUGGAAAAUUGCCUAUUGGAUUCUACAUAUGACAAAGAACUGUACGAAUUAUGUGAAAACUUUGAAAAUACUACGAUCCCAAUGGAACAAGCGAUUCAAACUGGUGGAGCUCUUAAACGAUCCAGUGAUUCUGAAACAAGUAUUGCUUCGAAAAGAGUGAAAUAUGCUGAUGCAACCUCAUCGUCCUCUGUUGAAAACUCUACUAUUUCACAUGAACAAAUUGAAGGUAAUAAAAUAAGAUGUGAUCUUUGUCAAAUUUAUAUUAACAAACGAUAUUUUUCUAGUCAUCUUAAAAGUAAUUUACAUAAAAAUAAUCAUUUAAAAUCACAUCCAUCUUUAUCAAAUGUUUCAAUAAUAGAUUCAGCUUUUGGACAAAGAAUAAUGUCUUAUAAAAUUGAUAGUAAAACUAAUAAUCCAUUAGAGUUACCAUUUAAAACGUCCGAGUCAUUUAUUAAUUCUAUAAAAAAUGAUAUUUUAUUGUUAAUCCAAGAGUCCAUCACAGAGCAUACAGUUGUGAAAGUAAAUUUUAUUUUACAUGCUGAAUUUGUACAGCAAACUAAAGAAAUAACUAAUUCUUUUGAUUUUCAAUCUUCGAACUAUAUACUUUUUCUUGGAGACGAUCUAAAUAUUUUCGUUUCAUCAUUAUGUGACACUUUUAAAGCCAAAAUAAGUUCUUUUGAACGAAAGGACAGCGGUUGGAGCUUAACAAAUAUUAAAUGUUUACAUAUGAAUGUGAAUAAAUUUAAUCCGCUUCGUGGUACAUCAUAUAUCGAUUUACCUCAAGAUAUAAAAGCAAAAAAAGCUAUAAUCAAUGUUAAAAAUGUUGAUCAUAUGUGUUUCAAAUGGGCAUUACUUUCUGCUUUAUAUCCCCCUCCAAAUAAUAAAACAGAUAGAGUCUCUUCAUACAGCAUGCAUAGUGAUAAACUCAAAUUCCAUGGUGUCUCUUUUCCAGUUAAAUUAACAGACAUAUAUAAAGUAGAAAACCAAAACAACAUAAGUAUUAAUGUGUUUGGUUUAGAAUUUAACAAAAAGGAGAAAUCACAUAGUAUUAUAGGACCUUUAUAUUUUACAAAAUCGUAUAAAAAAUCUCAUGUUAAUUUAUUAUUGAUUUCUAAUAAAACUAAUUCCCAUUAUUGCUAUAUUAAAAACAUGUCGCGUUUAUUAAGUAAACAAAUUUCAAACCAGGAACAUGCUAUUUAUAUAUGUGAUGGAUGUCUUAUACAUUUUCCUACACAAGAGAGGUUAGACAACCAUCGGAAAAAUGAUUGUUCCUGUGUAGUUACAAAUAUACCAAAUGGUGAUCCAACUAAAAAAAAUUGGUUUGGACAACCUUCAUCAAAUAGUAUAAUAAAGUUCGAUAAGUUCAAUAAAAAAUUAAAUAUACCAUUCGUAGUUUAUGCUGAUUUCGAAGCGUUUUUAAAACCAAUAAAUUCUUGCUCAAACGAUCCUACUAAACCUUUUACUGAGAAUAUACAAAAACAUGAGGUUUAUAGUUUCGGUUAUUAUAUUAAAUGUUCAUAUGAUGAUAGUCUCUCAAAAUAUGAAACAUACUGUGGACCAGAUUGCACCAAAGUAUUUAUGCAACGGCUCUAUGAAGACAUUAAAAUAAUAUGUAGAAAAAAUAGUUUUCAAAAAUGCCCAAACCCUCUUACAAGUCAAGAUGAAAAUAAAAUUGUAAAUUCUAGCAAAUGCCACAUAUGUGAAAGAAGUUUGAAUAAUGAAGAUAUUCUCGAUUUUGACUGGCAUACAGGAAAUUUCAGAGGUGUUGCACACGAAACAUGUGUUGCUAAAUAUCGCGCUCCACGUCAUAUUCCAGUUUUUUUACAUAAUCUUAGCAACUAUGAUGCUCAUUUCAUUGUUCAUGCUUUAAAUUUCGCUGAAGGUGAAGUCGAAUUAUUACCACAAAAUAAGGAAAGAUAUAUAUCGUUCUCAAAAAAAUUAAAUGUCAAUAACGGUCAAGUUAGCUUAAGAUUUAUAGAUUCAUUUAAAUUUUUACCAUGUAGUCUUGAACAAUUAGCUAAAAAUCUCAACAUACAUCAAUUUGAAUCAUUAAAAAGCAAUUUCCCUCAUAACGAAGAUUUUAUUCGUUUAAGGAAAAAAGGAGUUUAUCCAUAUGAAUAUAUGACUUCUUUUGAUAGUUUAAAAUUAACUUCACUUCCAUCUCAACCUCAAUUUUAUAGUUCUCUGACUAAUUCUAAUAUUUCUGAUGAUGACUAUAACCACGCAAAAGAUGUUUGGGAUCAUUUUCAAUGUCAAAAUAUGUUAGAAUACUCGAAUUUAUAUUUAAAAACUGAUGUCUUGUUAUUAACUGACGUGUUCGAAAAUUUCCGCAAGCUUUGUCUUAAAACAUAUGACUUAGAUCCUGCUCACUACUACACGGCUCCAGGAUUAAGUUGGGAUGCUAUGCUCAAAUAUACUGAGAUUGAGUUAGAGCUGCUAACAGAUUAUGAUCAAAUAGCUUUUAUUGAAUCAGGGAUAAGAGGAGGUAUAUCACAGUGUAGCAAUCGUCAUGCUAAAGCGAAUAAUAAAUUUAUGGAAGAUUAUGAUAAAGAUAAACCCGAUUCAUAUCUAACAUAUUUAGAUGCAAACAAUCUUUAUGGUUGGGCUAUGUCUCAGUACCUUCCUACCGGAGGGUUUGAAUGGGUAAGUACUGAAACAAAUUUUAAUGUAUCCGACACAUCCGAGUUGGGUUUUAUUCUUGAAGUUGAUUUAGAAUAUCCAAAUAUACUUCAUGACUUACAUUCCGACUUACCAUUGUGUGCUGAAAAUGUUCUAAUCGGAAAUUCGAACGAAAUCAAAUUAGUACCAAAUUUAAAUAAUAAAAUAAAAUAUAAAAUCCUCUAUAGAAAUCUUAAGCAAUGUAUUAGUCUAGGAGUAAAAUUAACAAAAAUCCAUAGGAUAUUAAAAUUUAAUCAAAGCCCGUGGUUGCAACGAUAUAUUGAUUUAAAUACAAAUUUGAGAACUUUAGCAAAAUCAGACUUUGAAAAAGAUUUCUUUAAACUGAUGAAUAACUCCGUAUUCGGUAAGACUAUGGAAAACAUAGAAAAAAGGGUCAAUGUCAAAAUGUUAACCCACUGGGAAAAUCGAGGUAAAGCUCUAGGAGCACAAGAUUUCAUUAGUAAACCAGAAUUUCAUAGCUUAUCGGUGUUUAACGAAAAUUUAGUAGCAAUACAAUUAAAGAGAACUAAAUUAAUGUAUGACAAGCCUAUAUAUCUAGGAUUUUGUAUUUUAGACAUAUCUAAAACUUUAAUGUAUGAGUUCCACUAUAACUACAUGUUAAAAAAAUUUAAAAAUAAUGUCAAGUUAUUGUAUUCUGACACAGACAGUUUUAUAUAUCAAAUUUUUACAAAAAAUUUUUAUGAAGAUAUUAAAUCUGAUCUGAUCAACUACUUUGAUACUUCAGAUUAUCCCCAUGAUAAUGUUUAUGGUUAUCCUAAAAUAAAUAAAAAGAAGUUAGGUUUAUUCAAAGAUGAAAAUAAUGGUAAGAUUUUAAGAGAAUUCGUAGGAUUAAGAUCGAAAAUGUAUGCGUUGGAUGUGGAUCAUAAAACUUUUGCAAAAGCAAAAGGCGUUAAUAAAAGUGUCACGAAAAACAUGACAAUGGAAAAUUAUAGAUCGUGUCUCUUUGAGAACAAAAUUCAAUACUGUACUAUGCUAAGAUUUCGUUCCAUAAAACACAUUAUUUUUACACAAAAUAUUAAUAAAACCUGUUUAUCAUAUAAUGACACGAAACGACAUAUUUUAGAAAAUAACAUUGAUACAUUAGCUUGGGGUCAUUAUAAAAUUAAAAAAGAUUAGUUUUAAGAGUUGAAUUUUAAUUUUGUAUAAAACAUUAUUUUACUUUACAUUUACUGUUUUCUAACUUUUAACUAGUUUUAAGUUUUGUAUUGUGACUUUAUUUUGUAUAUUUUGUAGUUUGAAGAUUGUUACUUACUUUUGUAAAUAUGACUACUUUUUAUUGUUUUAUUUUUUACUUUUAACUAGUUUUAAGAAUUUAGUUAUUAUAAUAUUGUAUAUAGAAUAUUUAUCUUUUCUUCGUGUUUAUAUUUUAAAAGUGAUAUAAAAUAAAAUCAUAUGUUGCAACUAAA